Molecule: messenger RNA, 381 nt
Organism: Acanthamoeba castellanii str. Neff
Lineage: Eukaryota; Discosea; Longamoebia; Acanthamoebidae
Product: Fbox domain containing protein
Exons: 2
Coding region: 1-381 (126 amino acids)
Molecular function (GO): protein binding
Source: RefSeq, a predicted model, not a curated record
AUGCAGCAGCAACGCAAGCGCCCUCGUAUUGAAGAAACAAACAUCAGCGGCCUGCCCAACGAGAUCUGGCUCCUCAUCCUGUCGUUCGUGCCCGAGUGGCUCAACCUGCACUUUGUCUGCCGCGAUUUCUACGCCAUCUUCGAUCGGAUCUACUACGAGCCCAAACGCCGGCUCACCCCAAGGCCCGCGAACUAUCCGCCCCAGCAACCUCGACCUACUGCGCUGGGCUCGAUGGGCAAUCGGAGAAGCCUCUCGCAUUCGGGACUCACGAGGAUCCUGGUGAAGGGCAUCGCAUUGAACGAUGCAAGGAGGGCAGAUUUCGUGGCCUUUUGGGAGAUGGGCUGGCCACAAUAUAUCGAUUUCGAUUUCGACGACAUAUAA